Messenger RNA from Tremella mesenterica DSM 1558, 552 nucleotides. RefSeq lists its product as uncharacterized. Lineage: Eukaryota; Fungi; Basidiomycota; Tremellomycetes; Tremellales; Tremellaceae. The transcript is spliced from 3 exons. The record is from RefSeq and is a predicted model, not a curated record. Bases 1 to 552 code for a protein of 183 amino acids.
AUGUCCGACCCCGCUACUGAACCCAAUGAAGAGAUCAAAUGGGAUGAAGUUUACAAUGAUCCCACUGCUACCGUCAUCUUCGUUUCUUCCGACAAGGUCCAUUUUCGCGCGCACGGAUGGCCUUUGAAGCGACAUAGUCAAGUCUUCUCCGACAUGCUCACACUUCCACAAAACGAAUCCACCGAAACUCCUCUACUGUCCUCCACCAAGCCGAUCGAGCUCGAUGUUUGGAACGAUAUCUUACGCUUCUUUCUCGAUCUCUUCCACUCCUCAUCGCCUCCCACACUUGACGUCCAAUUGGGAGCACUAAAACUCCUGCUCAAAUUAUGUGACCGCUUCCAAGCCGAAGCCCUGAAGCACAAGGCGCUGGAGGGGUUCAUGCGCUUUACUCAGAAGGACCCGAUCGGCACCUUUGCUCUGGCAGCUCAGUGUGGUCAUGUGGAACUUGCAGCCGCGUCGAUCAAGCACUUCUCUGAAUACAAAGGUGACCCUUGGCACGAAUGGUAUGAUACCUUCAGAAUGGCUGUUGGCGCUAUUUCAACGACGGGUUAA